Molecule: messenger RNA, 934 nt
Organism: Leptinotarsa decemlineata (Colorado potato beetle)
Lineage: Eukaryota; Metazoa; Arthropoda; Insecta; Coleoptera; Chrysomelidae
Source: RefSeq, a predicted model, not a curated record
CUGCCGUGACAAUGGUAUAGUCAUGCUCUCAUUUCCCCCGCAUACAUCGCACAAGCUUCAACCGCUAGAUGUGGGAGUGUACGGACCAUUCAAAUCCUUUUGCUCAGUUGCCUUCAACGACUGGAUGACCUCCAACCCAGGAAAAACUAUAACAAUAAGAGAGAUUGCCCAUCUUACAAAAAUAGCUUCUCAAAAUGCCUUUACUCAAAAAAAUUUAACCAAGUCAUUUGAAAAACCAGGUCUGUGGCCUUUAAACCGAUUAGCUUUUCGAGAUGAUGAGUUUCUUCAAAGUUAUGCGAAUUACAUUAAAGAACACGAUCCUGUUCCCCAGCAUCGGAUAGACGACACACCAGCAGACAAACAGCCUGGACCAGAAUCAAGAAAUUCACAACCGCAAUGUAAUCUACCAAUAUCCAGCAUAACCGUGCCUAAAAAAACAGGUCCUUCAAGUUCAUUUACUUCACCGCCAUCUACACCUAUAAAGAUUGUUUUAUCAAGCUGCAAGAACAAAGAAGACGAACCUUCAGUCUCUAGCAACGUUAUUACUCCAGAAAUUGUUAGGCCCUUUCCCCGAGCUACUAUAAAGAAGACAAACAGUAGAAAAGGAAAGUCUAGAAUUUUCACCACUACGCCAGAAAAAAUCGUCUGGAAGGAAUUGAGAAGGAAAGAGAAAGGCGAAAACAAAUUCAGUGUGAACGAAACCAAAAACGGCUGCUGAAGCAAGUGUUUCCACAAAAUAAAAAGACCAAAAAUUGCAACAAAACUCACCAGGAAAAUGAGCACAAGUAGUUCAGAUUCUGACGAAUCCAUUGUUCUAGAAUCGGAGGAAAUUUCUGAUGAUUUUAGUGAUGAAGAAAAUGUGCAUCUCAUAACAGAUGAUGAUGAUAUUAAUAAAAACGACUUUGUUUUGGUGAAGUUUCCUCUAAAAAUGACU